GUGGAAUUGUUAUCUUAUCUAGAAGCUUGUUCUUGUCUUCUUAAACCAUAGCCAAACUUUUAAAAACACAAUUCACACCCUGUUGAGCUAUCUUGAUAGAUAAUAAGUAGCAUUGAUAGUUUAUGUUGUGAUUGUUUGAUCAUUUGGUUGAUCAGAUUGAAACACACCUUCAACUAGUACUUCACAAAAUAUCUUACUCCAUGAUCAUGAUCAGUGUUCUUUUAUGUGCUACUAUUUUGGCAACAUCCUUUGCCAUACCUUUCAAGGAUGGAUCAUUCGUCCACCCUAAAGAUAUUCAGAAGGUUCCAAUAGGACCGACGUCUGAUGAAUAUGUGCGGGACCUUAUGGUAAAUAUAGGAAAGAAUGCAGAAGUUUUUGCUGAUGUAGCACACCAUGCAACCUCCCAAGAAACUAUUGAUAGUCUUUUUGAUGCGACUGAAACGAUCAAAGGAGGAAUGAUAGAUGAGCCACCUGCACUCCAAAUACAAUGUUUAGUUUGUGAGCAACUUAUUGAGAUCCUGCAAAGAGGCUUAACUGAAGCAGGAAAUGACCCUGAUAUUGCAUGGGAAGCAUUGAGACCAAUAGCAGAAGAGCUCUGUAACAAUGUUCUUGGAGUCGCAGGCCUAAAUGCUGAAGCCAUGUGUCCAGGAAUUAUGGGCCACUAUGUUCCUCAUCUUCUCUACAUACUCCACAAUAAAACAAUGUCACCAUCUUAUGCAUGCACAGAACUGAAUUUCUGCGAUGUUGAAGAUAUCAGUGCAGAUGGCCAAGCGUUACCGAUUUACAUUAAAGACAAUGAGACACCUAUGGAAAGGUUUGAUGAUAGAAAGAAGCGACAAGCACCAGGCUCAACAUUCCGCAUAGCCUUCCUAACUGAUGUUCAUGUUGAUUCCAGAUAUACUGUUGGUGCCCCAACCGAUUGUGGAAUGAUCAUAUGUUGCAGAGUUGGAGCUGACUAUACAGGAGAGGGAAGCGCUGGACGUUUUGGAAGUUAUUCUUGUAACACGCCUAUAAGGACUAUGGAUUUGUUCAUGCAAGGAAUUGCAAACCUUGCUGAAAAGCCAGACAUUGUCCUAUAUGGAGGUGAUGCCCCACCACAUGCACUAUGGGAGGAAACAUUUGAUGGCCAAAUGCAAGCCUCUCAGGCUACAGUUGAGGCAUUUAGCCGCAAUAUGCCAGGAAUGAGAGUUUUUCCUACAAUAGGCAACCAUGAGACAUACCCUGGUAAUCUGUACUACCUUCCUCGACAGGAAAUUCAGGACAUGAAUAGAAUGUUUACGGAAUGGUGGCGACCCUUGGCAAAUUUCAGCGAUGAAAAUGUUAGAACCUGGCAGGCAAAUGGAUAUUACACCACCCUUAUACGGCCUGGUCUAAGAAUUCUGACGUUUAAUUCAAACUAUGGAUACACUAUGAAUUUCUAUAACUUGUUGAAUGUGGAUACGCUUGAGUUAGUACAGUUGAAAACGUUUAUGAAUGACACACUGCAAACAGCAAGAAAUAACAACGAGAAAGUUAUAAUGCUCGGUCAUCACCCUACAGGAAGUGCUCAGAACCAUUGGGGGAGGUUCUAUACAGAACUUGUCCUCCAGUUUGGUGAUGUUAUUGCUCUUCAGCAAUGUGGCCACACCCAUAGAGAUCACUUCACAAUGUUUGUUGACCAAACAGGACAGAGCCAUGGUCAAAUGUUUGUAUCCCCCAGUGUGACAACAUUUGGUGCCAUCAACCCCUCGGCGAGAGUGUUUACCCUGGAUUCCGAAAACAAACUUGUUGAUUAUGAUCAGUACUUUUUAGAUAUUACAACUGCAGACGUCAAACCAAACAUUCAGUUAGCAUAUUCAGCAAAACAGGAAUACGGUCUCCGUGACAUGUCACCCUCAUCUUGGCAAGAACUCACCAGAAGGUUUGAGAGCGAUCAGACGUUGUUCCAACGUUACUAUUGGCACAGAGGCACUCGUGUGAGCAACUCGGAAUGUUCAGGUGCCUGUAGAGAUACUGAAUUGUGCAACCUCAGAAACAGCGUGUUCAGUGAACGACAACGAUGUAUUGACGCUAUUCCAUAAGCGGAUUCACAUAUACAGAUUUACAAUAUGGCGUUUCAAUCAACAAGACAAACUAUUCGGAAUUUGAGAUUGACUCUAUUUAGUCAUAGUCAUAUACAUUAUUCUUCAUUUAUACGUAUAACAUUAAUAAAUAUUGUGAAAUUCUCUUAAGUACUAAUUUUUGGACUUGUAGUUUCCUCCUGGGAUGACAAUGGCACAGCGUAGAUCGUAGUUGACAAACUGAUCAAUCUGAAAUAAUUGAAUAGCUAGGUAUAAUAUUUGAGUAAAUUAAUAAAAUAACUAGAUUGAA
Molecule: messenger RNA, 2349 nt
Organism: Owenia fusiformis
Lineage: Eukaryota; Metazoa; Annelida; Polychaeta; Sabellida; Oweniidae
Source: the annotation of a GenBank genome assembly